Clupea harengus (Atlantic herring) is the source of this 1554-nucleotide messenger RNA. RefSeq names its product nucleophosmin 1a (gene npm1a). Gene Ontology annotation, molecular function: histone binding; RNA binding; chromatin binding. Gene Ontology annotation, biological process: ribosomal large subunit export from nucleus; chromatin remodeling; ribosomal large subunit biogenesis. The record is from RefSeq and is a predicted model, not a curated record. Gene Ontology annotation, cellular component: nucleolus; centrosome; ribonucleoprotein complex. Lineage: Eukaryota; Metazoa; Chordata; Actinopteri; Clupeiformes; Clupeidae.
GGAGGCGUGGCUACAGACAGCAUCCACUCACUCAGAGAAUUUACUACACUUUCUCGAAGGGUCACUCACAUCAGCACACACCGGAAAAAUGGAUAUGGGUGAAGCAGGACCACAGACGUAUCUCUAUGGAUGCGAACUCGUAGCCGGGAAAGAAGUGAAGUUCAUCCCAGAAGAUGAGGAUGUGGAGCAUCAGUUGUCCAUUAGAAUGGUGUGUGUUGACCCUACCACAAAAGAUGAGCUGCAGCUUGUGGAGGUGGAAGGAAUCGGUGCAGAGGGGACUAAAGUCACAGCAGUGCUGGCGGCCCUUAAGCCGUCCACAACACCCAGUGUGUGUGUGGGUGGUCUUGAAAUUACACCCCCAGUUAUAUUCAGGUUGAGGUCCGGGGCAGGUCCUGUUCACAUCAGCGGACAGCACUUAGUCAUGAUGCCAAGCUUUGAUGAUGAUGAGAUGGGGGAGGAGGAAGAAGAUGAAGAAGCCAUCACCACCCUGAAGCGAAUGGCACCAGCUGGAAUGAGGGCUUUGAAAAAGAUGAAGAUGGACGUGGAUGAUGAAGAUGAUGAUGACAGUGAUGAAGAUGACGAGGAUGAUGAUGACGACGACGAUGAUGACGACGAGGAAGAGGAGGAAGAGUCUCCUGUGAAGCCAAAGAAGGCACCGUCCAAACCACAGACACCCGUAGCACAGAAUGGCAAGUCGCACAAGCCCGGCACACCUGCAGCCAAACAGAAGACCCCAGACAAUAAGAAGAAAGACAACAAGAAGCUGCAGUCCCCCAAAACCCCCCAGACGCCACGCAUCCCCCUCACCGUGGCGGACAUGAAGGUCAAGAUGAUGGCCUCCGUGCAGAAGGGGAUCUCGCUACCUAAACUCCAGCCCAAGUUUGAAAACUACAUGAAGAACACCUUUAAAGUGGCAGAGUCCAAGACCAUCGAGGAGCUGUGGAAGUGGAGGCAGACCGUGGACGAAAGCAAAUGAUCAGCCCUCUGCUGAAUUGUUCGGUUGUCAUUGUUUUGAUAAAUUAUUAUUGUUUCUCACCCCCUCCCACCCCUUUUUUUUUUUUUUUUAAUUACCCCCCAAGUUCGAGCCGUGAUUACGUAUUCUUACUGCUAUAUUCUCAGCCUGCCGCAGAACGAGAUUACUGUCUACAUGUCCUCGUGAAUUUGACCUUUCACCCUGCCAUCAGCCUUAUUCACCAGAGGACUAACCUGAAAGAGGAGGAAGGGGAAUCGCGUCCAGUAUUUUUUUUGUUUCGUUUUUUAAUUAAUUGUUGUUUUGAAAGUCAAUUGUGGGAAUGGAGUUAAAUCAACAUUUAUGUCAAGGGAGGUCUUCCCUUCCAGUGUUCCUGUAAUGUUGGAGUUUGAAGCCUUUAUUUCUCCCCUUCACGUCAUGUAUGUAUGUUUGUUUGUUUGGUUGGUUGGUUGGUUAAUUAUGUUUUUCUUCGAUAUCCGGUCCAUGUUCGCUGAAUGAGGUUUUAUAUGUGCCCUGUUGGGUGCCAGGCCCUUUGGGGUUACUAGGGGAUUGGGGAGGGACAUGAAUAAAUAAUUCCACUGAAA